UCGAAAAACGUGUAUAGAAGAGUAGACAACUAGCGACUCAUGCUUAUGUUCGCCUUAUUUACUGUAUAUAUAAAACGUGAACCGCUUUUAUUCAGCAACACGCCGAAAGGUUUGUGAGAAAAAGGCGGGGCAGGAGGUCAGUGAUUGUAGGCUACUGCAGAGCCAACAUGAGACUGCGUCUAUAACCACUGCGGCAGGCGUUUGCUGGGACUGGACGGGAUGGAGACGUGAUGUUUCCCUCGCAGGCUGACAUGUUUCGGGGAUACCGCUUUCACGUCCUAAAUGACAAGGGUAGUGCGUGUUAAUAGAUUGGGACGCAUUUGGCAUGGAAACCAGCGUGCGAACAGAUGCGUGGGUUUCAAUGGUAAGCGACGCAACAAGGGAGUGAGCAGCGGGCAUCUCUGCUUUUUAUCCAUCGCUGGAGGCCCCGCCCAUGUGAGCGUGAUGUCCAUCCCACAGCUCUCGCUCCUUGUCCUUGUCCUGGCCCUCCGUGCCCUAGACGCGACCCUGGCCCUGGGCUGCCCGGCCGGAUGCCGCUGCUACAGCCUAACGGUGGAAUGUGGCUCCAUGGAGCUUAGGGAGUUCCCCCAGAACAUUCCACCCAUCACUCAGACCAUCUUCCUGCAGGACAACGCCAUUGGACAGGUGCGCUGGCGGGACCUGUCGCGAUUGACCAGCCUACGCUACCUGUACUUGCAGCACAAUGGAUUGUCGGCGCUGGAGCCGGGCGCCUUCCGCGGCCAGGGCCAGCUGCUGGAGCUGGCGCUCAAUGGUAACCGCAUCCACCUGGUGACGCCCGAUGUCUUCCUGGGGCUGGCGCACCUGCGCGUGCUCUACCUGGCCAGCAACCAGAUUACGCGGCUGCAGGACUUCACCUUCCGCGGGCUGCAGCGGCUGCAGGAGCUCCACCUGCAGGAGAACAGUGUGGAGGUGCUGGGGGAACAGGCUCUGGCGGGCCUGGGCUCCCUGGCAUUGCUGGACUUGAGUCGCAACAACCUGCACACUCUGAGCCAGGCAUCGUUGCGACCCCUGGUCAGCCUGCAGGUACUGCGUGUCACAGGCAACCCUUGGCGCUGCGACUGCGCACUGCACUGGCUGCGCAGCUGGAUCGACGAGGAGGGCCAGCGGCUGCUGAGCUCGGCCGACAGGCGGCUGGUGUGCGCCGAGCCGCCGCGCCUGUCACACCUCAGCCUGGUGGAGGUGCCCCGGAACAGCUUGGUGUGCAUCCCGCCUGCCGUGCGCCUGCAGCCGCGCCGGCGCUCCCUGCGGCCCGGCGAGAGCCUGCGGGUGUCCUGCCAGGCCUCUGGUUACCCACAGCCACAGGUCACCUGGAGGAAGGCCGUCCAGGACAGGGCCAGGGCCACUCCCCAGGGGCUGACACAGGAAGCGGCUCCGGAGCCUGAAGCCACGGCACCUGCGGCCGCUGACGGCCAGGGGGAGUCCGAGCGAUUCGGCCCGGACAUGGGCAGUGGGAUGCUAUUCCUUAGCAAUGUGACAGAAGCCCACGGGGGGCUCUACGAAUGCGAGGCUUGGAAUGCCGGGGGUGUGGCCCGGGUGACCUUUCACCUUCACGUUAACGUGUCACCAUCCUCGUCCUCCUCGGGCUCCUCCGCUGCCUCCCCUUCCUCGCCCUGGCGCCCCUGGCUGCAGUCAUCCCACCCGGCGCUGAUGGACGUCAGCAGGGAGCCUCUCUAUGCCCUUGGCAGCAUGGAUUUCAACGCACUGGGCACCGCCACUCAGACAGCCAUUGCCGCUGGUAUCGCCCUACUGGCGCUCACCGCCCUGCUACUGGUGGCCAUGAUCUACAGCCGUCACCGGCAGCGGCAGAAGGGCCAGCAGGAGGAGAGCGUCCUCUAUGUCAACGACUACUCAGAUGGGCCCACCACCUUCGCCCAACUGGAGGAGUACCGCGACGAGCGCGGCCACGAGAUGUACGUGCUGAACCGCGACCGGCCCGUUAUUCCUCCUCCCCAGCAGGGGGUGCUGCCGCCUGCCGAGUCCCCGCAGCACCGUGCUCCUCGGCCAAUGAGCCGGAUGGCAGGCGAGGGGGAGGAGGCAGUGCCGACUAUGGACGUGGAGGCCGAGGAACUCUUCCUGAGCCAGAGCCUGCUGUUUGACAAGCAGAUUGCCUACGAGAUCCACUGCUGAAAAAGACGGCGGCCGUUUCCCAAGUGCGUGCCGAGUUCAUGGACAGCCGGAACUCAGCGCUGACGCGUGUUGAGAGUUCUGUGUGGGGAGAGGGGGAGCUGGGUGAACAAGGACGGUGAGACCAUAUACCAAGAAAACCAUCACAUGAGGUUGUGGCAGAGACCACAGUAGGGACAUGAAUGCUUCGAAACAAGAAGUAGGCUGUGGCGAAUGAGUAAUUAUGAACAGGAACCAUCCCUGUGAAACUGUCAUGAAAGAGAACCAGAGAGGCCAUUAAAAGGACGACAAUAAUAAUAAUAAUAAUAAUAAUUUAGCUGGAUAUGCCAUCACUAGAGAAGAGCCCCGGCCAAUCUAAUGGUCAAAAAUGGAGCAGAAUCAUAGCUGUGACAGAGACUUGUGAGAAAGACAUUGUUCUUCAGAUCAUCCACGAAGCUCUGAAACAGAAACUGUACUUGUCAAACCACAACAAAAGAGGCUGACAGUUGCCGUCAGAAGUAUCCACACCAGUAGUCCGCGGUGAAAAAACCACGUGCAUAUUCUAUCGCUGAGAGUGUAGCUACAUCAAGCUGUAGCUACAUCAAGUUAUGUGAUGACAAAACCGGUGAGACUGGGCAUGAGCAUCUAGCUUCACGGCCCCGUGUUUACACUGAGCACAGAGUCACAGAGCAAAGCAUUAUGGGCGCUGACAAUAUGGGCACAUUAAGGCGUCAAUUCUCACUGUACUUGGUUCUGCCCACCCUCCUGUCCAUUCUUUACUGGGAGGAGAACAUCCUGUUGUGGAGUUUGCAUGGUGAAGUGGUUCCACGGUUAGUGUACCAACAUUUCCCCAGCACCCACUUCUGUGUAUAUUCACCCCUCCCCCCCCCCACAAAUGAAGAAAUGUCUCCCCCUUGUGCUCACACAUGGAGUGUGGGAUUUUUCCUGGUUAAGCGAUGCACAGAUAUCUGCAAGGCCGUGCCAAAUUUGCUAAGUGUUUCACUGAAAAAUCACUGUCGACAGUUGCACAGAAGCUUUACUACAAUCUUUGCGGUGUUUGUAUGCAGGAGAGCAGAGGACAGCACUGAGAGCACUGUGGCAGUACACACAGAACGAGGAUUAGUAUUCUGAAGUUUAUUAUUAUUAUUAUUAUGGCAUUCACUGACAAAGCUACUUGUGAAGUUUGGUUAUGAUGAAUAUGAAACAUUUCGUGCUUGACCUUCUCUUAAGAGAACCUCCUGGUCGAAACUGUUUCCCUUUUUGUCCGAAAAGCAUUGCGGUUUAAAAAAACAACAAAAAAAUAAAUAAAAAUACUGAACGUGGACACAACUAUGUAUUUUUUUUCAUUACUGUAAUAUCAAAAUGUGU
Molecule: messenger RNA, 3492 nt
Organism: Brienomyrus brachyistius
Lineage: Eukaryota; Metazoa; Chordata; Actinopteri; Osteoglossiformes; Mormyridae
Product: leucine-rich repeat-containing protein 24-like
Exons: 6
Coding region: 283-2148 (621 amino acids)
Molecular function (GO): protein binding
Source: RefSeq, a predicted model, not a curated record